Molecule: messenger RNA, 4798 nt
Organism: Schistosoma spindalis
Lineage: Eukaryota; Metazoa; Platyhelminthes; Trematoda; Strigeidida; Schistosomatidae
Source: the annotation of a GenBank genome assembly
AAAUUUUCCUUUUUUGAAACAUAUCAGCAUCAUAGAUGGAAAUGAAAUUGAGCAUAUUGAACCGAUGUCAUUCCGUAACAAUUUAAAUAUUAAAAAAUUGAUUCUUAGUAACAACUCAUUGACCUAUUUGGAAGAAAAUACAUUUAAAGGUUUGAAAAAUCUUGAAAUAAUGUUACUUCAACAUAAUCAAAUUAAAUGCUUGAAUAAUAGAACAUUUCAUCAAACUCCAGUAUUAAAAAUAUUAAUGUUGAACAAUAACAAAUUAAGAUGUAUUGCGAAAGGAAUAUUUACAGAAUUAAAUCUUGAAUCAUUAAGCUUAAGUGCCAAUCCCUUUAAAUGUGAUUGUCAUCUUAGUUGGCUGCCGGAUUGGUUAAGAAAUAAUGCAAAUCAAGUAAAUGAAGGUCCAUCACCACCAAUAUGUGUAUCCCCAGAAGAUUUAGCAGGUACACCAGUGGCUAGCUUAUCACGUUAUCAUUUCAUAUGUAAAAAUUCUGCUUCCAAUUGCCUAUCUAAUGAAAAUUUACAUUUAAAUGAAAAGUCAAAUACUAAUGAGAAUGGGAUAGUUCAAAGUGUGCAAAAUUUAUACUGUGAUGCAAUGGAAACCAGUUGUUGUGAAGUAAUAACAGCUCAAACUACUUGUCCAUUAAAUUGUUUAUGCGGGACUGAUGGCGUUUAUUGUUCAGAUAGAAACUUAACAGAAAUUCCUGCCAACAUUUCACCUGAAACAACUCAACUCUAUUUGGAACGAAAUCAAAUCACGAAAAUUGAUUCAAAUAGAAUAGCCCACUUGAAAAAUCUUCAAACUUUAGUUUUAAGUUAUAACAAACUGCGUGAACUACCACCACGUGUAUUUGAAAAACUAAUAAAUCUAAAAACAAUUGUAUUGAGCUAUAAUAACUUGCAAUGUAUUCAUCCAGAAGCUUUUCAUGGCUUGUCAAAUCUUCGAGUUCUAAUACUUCAAGGCAACAAUAUCUCUAGUGUACCACAGGGUACAUUUAAUGAUCUUGAUCAACUAAACAAUGUGGCACUCGGUCAAAAUCCUUUACACUGUGAUUGUACAACUAAGUGGCUGAAUAGUUUCUUUCGUCAAAAUUUCCUAGAUAACGGAAUCUCAUUGUGUCAUAGUCCUUCAAAUAUGAGGUUAAAAUCGAUAUAUCAUUCAAAACCUACAGAUUUUAUCUGUCCAUUGAAGCAACAACAUGAUCCACAAAACGACGUAAAUACAAGUUCACUUGUAAAUAGAAACGAAAAUCUUCUUUACUUUCAAAACGCGAAAAUAUCAUUACCUAAAGAACAAUACAACCAUCAAGAUCAAAUCACAAAUUCAGAGUUGAAUCAAGAGAUUUUUAGCAGAGAAAAAGAAUCCUUGAUAAUUGCUGCUAAAUGUAUGCCAUGUUUAUUGAAUCCAUGUCAAAAUGGUGGAACAUGUUUAGCAUUAACUCAGUUGGAUUACAAAUGUUCAUGUAAACCACCAUAUUACGGUAAGAACUGUGAGCAAAGAGAUCAUAUAUGUUCAACAAACCCAUGUCAGAAUGGUGGUUUAUGUAAAAUUACAGCUUAUCCAAGUUCAUACAAAUGUAUCUGCCCGACAGGUUUUCAUGGACCAACGUGUAACAGACAAAUGGAAACCUGUAAGCAAAAUGUUUGCGAAAAUGGAGGGACAUGUGAAGUCUUAGAUAAUGAUUAUCGAUGUCAUUGUACAUCUCUAUUUCACGGUAAAAAUUGUCAACAUGAAUAUAUUUAUUGUGAAGAAUUGAAUCCAUGUGGAAAUGGUGGAAAAUGUAUUAGUUUGCCAAAGAAUAAUUACAGAUGUGAGUGUUUGACUGGAUGGAUUGGAAAUGAUUGUCAAAUAAAUCAAGAUGAUUGUGUAUAUAAUAGAUGUGAAAAUGGUGCUACUUGCGUAGAUGGGAUCAAUGAAUACAUAUGUAAAUGUCGUCCAGGAUAUGCAGGUAUUUAUUGUGAAAGGCCAACUUGGAAACAAUCAACUUAUGUAACACGUAUGGAUAGACCGUUUAAUUAUCAAUUAAUGAUUGGACGUACAUCUAUUCCUGGAGUAAGACAAUCACCAAUAAAAACUCGAUCACUAACAACACAAAAUCUGGAUACACUUUGUGCUUAUCAACAAUGUCAAAAUAAUGCUAAAUGUGUUGAAAAUCAGAAUGAUGUGUAUACAUGUAUUUGUCAAAAAGGUUUUUCUGGCCAAUUUUGCGAAAAUUUAUUCGCCAUAAAUCUACCAAGCCCUCAUUCCUAUGUGGCAGUUGUACCACCAAGUAGAGGUGCUUUAGUACCAAGUGGAACAAUAAGUUUUGAAAUAGCCACAAGAUCAACUAAUGGAAUUUUGUUGAAUUUCAUUGAUACAAGUUUAAUAAAUAAUUCGGAUGGUAUUCCUGAACAUUACUUAUUAGUCGAUUUGCAUGAUGGACGAAUUCAUAUUAAAUUCUCAUUAAAUCGAAAUUACACUGCUCAUAAUGUGAACUGUAAUGUAAAUGUAAAUGAUGGUAAUUUUCACCAAAUUAAGUUAUAUCUAGAAGCUGAGAUUCUGUUUCUUUAUAUUGACAAUAACUUAUGCAUAACUAUGGGUAAAGUCAGUACAAAGUUGAAUGAAUCAAUAAGUAAACAUGGUCACAAUAACCCAAUGCAUUCAUCUUCUAUAUUCACAUAUAAUAUGGUAAUUAAAUCGCAACAUUUGGCUUUAACAAGCCCAUUAUAUUUUGGCGGUGUACCAGCUGAUCAAUUAGAAAUAGCACGUCAUCUGACAAAUGGAAUAUCUGAACUAGGACUAACCGGUUGUAUAAGGAAUGUACAAAUUAAUGGUCGAAUGAUUGACUUCGCUCGUCUUUUUGGAGCACCAGUAGACAAAAUGAUUGUAGCAGAAGAACAUGACACCGAUUCAUCUUCACCAGAAGCUAAACAUCAUGGGACCGCAAUCGGAAUAUUGCCAGGGUGCAGACUAAACAAUGAAAAAUCAGAAUAUACCGAGUCUGAUGCAGAAUUCCAGAUAAACAAUAAUGAGAGUGAAAAACUGAAGUCAAUUAACCUUAAUAUGAACGAAGAGUUAGAGACCAGAAAAAUUGAACCAUUGAAAAUAGGACAGUUACAUUAUACAAAAACCAAUGAUAAGCCAACCUUAUGCGAUCCUCAUAGAAAUAAUCCAUGUCUUAAUGGUGGAAUAUGUGAAAAUAGUGAAAUGAAUCAAACUAUAGAGUAUCAGUGUAAAUGUCCAACUGGUUACAAAGGAGAAAGAUGUGAAAUAGUACCUGUUUGUCAUCGUGAAACCCAGCGCUCAUAUAUUCGUGAUCCUCAAACUAAUUGUAUUUCAUCAAGAAAAUUAUCAAUCCGUAAGUGUUCUGGUUCUUGUGAUUCAACUAUCAUAAAAUUCCAACAACAACAGGAAUUAUUCAGUAGUGAGAAUGAUAUUUCAAAUGAUUAUGAAUCCUUAAAAUAUCAUAAAUGGAAAGCAGUUCAUAAACGAUCAACUAAUUCUGAACGUGUUUGGUUACCAAAGAAUUUAGAAAAUAAACAAUCACAUAUGAUAAAAAUGAAAGAGUCAAACUCUCCUUACUUAGUACAUCUUAAUUCUUAUAAGACUACUCCAUCAAUGACGAAACAACAUUGUUGUCAAGCUACAAAAAUUAAAUUACGUCCAAUAUUAUUUAAUUGUCCUAAUGGUGCUGUUUAUGAACGAACAAUAAAAUUAGCAAAAAAAUGUACUUGUGUUCAAUGUGAUUGAAUAGUAAAUAGAGAAUGAUUACUAUACAAUAAUAAAUUGAAAUUAAUCGAAGCAUUAUGACCAUUUACUAAGAAUGAUCAUCGUCUACAUAUAUAUUUCAAAAGGAAAGAAACAAAUGCAUUUGUUAUUAUUUUUUGCUAUAUAAUAAACUACCUCAAUAUAUUUGUGCUUACAUACAAAAUGUUGUUAGUAAUAAUGUUCUGUUUAAGAUGAUAAACCAAAUGAGUAAUAUAUGAAUUCUUGUUAAUACGUAUUAAUUGACCUUGAUGUAGAGAAUCAGUUAAUAAUUUAUUAUUUUACAAUCUCUGUCUCUUCAUAAUACAUGAACAAUCUAUCUCUAAUUUUAUUCUUUAUAAAACAUUAUUAUUACUACUAAGUACGUACUUAUAACAAUGUAUUGAUAUAAUAAUCAUAUUUAGUUAAUACGACAAAAUUAAUUGAAUCUAUCGGUCAGUUACUUAAUCUAAUCAUGUAUCCACAAUAUAUCAGACCAUUUAAUUUAUACUGUUUAUGUUCUAUCUUAACAUUAACGAAGACGAUCACAUCAAUCAUUGAUUUCACACGCACACAGACACAAGUCUAUAUAUUUUCAAAAUCCUACCAUUGACUUUUUUUAGUCAAUUAAAUGCGGAACACCGAAUUUUAUACGUUUUCAUAUUUUUGAAAUACACAAUGCAUAUAAAUUACUUUCACAUCACUACAUAAUAGGUAUCUAUUGUUUGAAAUAACACUCAAAACAUAGUACUUCAACUAAUAAUAAUAAUUCUGAUGAUAGUAGUAUAUUCACAUACAGAAUAUAUGCAUUACACUUGAUUAAAUUCCCGGUCUUUAUUAAUAAGACACAAUUACCAAUUAAUUAUAUACUUGUAAAUCUUAAAUAACAUUUUUCCCAAUAAUUCAUUCAAUGUCCUCUUAUAUCACUGGCGUUAUUUUACCUUCAUAUUAUCAAAUAAUAAUUACAAUUAUAUUAAUAUUUUCUGUUAAAAUGAAUAGCGUAUCAAUGGAAAUUAUUGUAUUUUGAAUAGUGACUGUUUCCUUUUGUAAAAUAAAAUUCCUAUUUAAACACAA